Nyctereutes procyonoides (raccoon dog) is the source of this 828-nucleotide messenger RNA. It is a transcript of the gene CDX4, whose product is annotated as caudal type homeobox 4. Lineage: Eukaryota; Metazoa; Chordata; Mammalia; Carnivora; Canidae. Gene Ontology annotation, biological process: embryo development; anterior/posterior axis specification; regulation of transcription by RNA polymerase II. Gene Ontology annotation, cellular component: nucleus. The record is from RefSeq and is a predicted model, not a curated record. Gene Ontology annotation, molecular function: RNA polymerase II transcription regulatory region sequence-specific DNA binding; DNA-binding transcription factor activity.
AUGCCGAUUUGCUCUGGUGAGCUGGAUGUAACAAUUCCUAUUGACAUUUUGACUGGUAGCAGUGGGAGUCCCCUGCCAGCCUCCAACUUCACAGCGGUGCCUGCCUAUGCGCACUACAUGGGGUAUCCCCAUAUGCCCAGCGUGGAUCCUCACGGGCCAUCGCUGGGGGUCUGGGGUUCACCCUAUAGCCCCUCUCGAGAAGACUGGAAUGUGUACCCUGGGCCAUCCGGUACAGUGGGCACGGUGCCUAUGAACGACAUGAUCUCGAACCCUUCCGCUUUUGGCUGUCAGGAAUACAGCAACUUGGGCCCUGUGGGCGGGGGAAGCACCAGUGGAAGCCUGCCAGCCCCAGCCAGCAGGUUGCUGUUCCCCAUAGAUGCCGAAGCUGCAGAUGCCAGUUCUCCCAACAGAAGCCGCCACAGCCAUGCAUGGAUGUGAAAGACCGUGCAGGUGACUGGGAAAACCAGGACAAAAGAAAAGUAUCGUGUGGUUUACACCGAUGAUCAAAGAUUGGAGCUAGAGAAGGAAUUCCACUGCAACAGAUACAUCAUCAUUCGGAGAAAAUCAGAACUGGCAGUCAACCUGGGCCUUUCUGAAAUGAAAAUCUGGUUUCAGAAUUGCAGAGCCAAGGAGAAAAAGAUGAUAAGAAAGAAAAUCUCCCAGUUUGAGAACAGUGGAAGCUCAGUACAAAGUAAUUCUGGCUCCAUCAGCCCUGGGGAAUUACCUCCAACCAACCUUUUUUUUACCACCUCAUCUGCUGUUCAUAGAUUUCAGCCUAUUGAGAUACAAAGAAAGGCAAAGAGAAAUGGAAAACCCCCUAUCCCUUAG